Tachyglossus aculeatus (Australian echidna) is the source of this 537-nucleotide messenger RNA. RefSeq names its product guanylate cyclase activator 1C (gene GUCA1C). Lineage: Eukaryota; Metazoa; Chordata; Mammalia; Monotremata; Tachyglossidae. The coding region runs from base 1 to 537 and encodes 178 amino acids. Gene Ontology annotation, molecular function: calcium ion binding; calcium sensitive guanylate cyclase activator activity. The record is from RefSeq and is a predicted model, not a curated record. The transcript has 7 exons.
AUGCCCAUCAGUGGACUUCUCACUAAGUUCUUCAAUCUGCUAAUAGGCCAAUCCCGGGGCCGUGGAAGUUUCGAGUCCAGCCAGCGGGAACUAGAAUUUCCCACGUUUGAGGCUUUCUCCCGGCAGGGCCGAGUCGGUUUCAGUUGCAAGCACGGAUUUAAUGACUAUUUAGAGUACGUCGCUGCCAUCAAUCUGGUUAUACAAGGGAAAAUAGGCCAAAAACUAAAGUGGUAUUUUAAGCUCUACAGUGAGGAUGGAAAUGGCCUGAUGGACAAGAAGGAACUGUUGAGCAUUUUCACUGCUGUGAAGGCUAUUAGUGGCCAGCAGACUAUGAGCACGGGAGAAUUCACGGUCACUGUGUUUCAAAAGAUCGACGUGAAUGAUGACGGGCAGUUGACUUUAGAGGAAUUCCUCAGUGGCAUCGAGAAAGACCAGGACCUUCUGGAGUUGACCUCCAAGAGCUUCGACCUUUCCAACGUCCUGAAAGUAAUCCGGGAUGGGGGCCACACAACGCCUGAGAUCCUGACUGCGGAUUGA